Molecule: messenger RNA, 1410 nt
Organism: Cladophialophora immunda
Lineage: Eukaryota; Fungi; Ascomycota; Eurotiomycetes; Chaetothyriales; Herpotrichiellaceae
Exons: 4
Coding region: 103-1410 (435 amino acids)
Source: RefSeq, a predicted model, not a curated record
CUUUGUGUGUUCUUUGUGUGUUCGCUGUAGUCCUUUUGUUUGAGCUGGUAUGCACAGAACGGCUGAAACAAGCUACCAAGGCCACUGUCAGGGCGAGCAACCAUGGAUUCACUAAAUUCACUAGUACAGCAGCACUUGGAAUGUAAGAAGGCAGAUGAGGCUCGCAAUACCUUUAUCGGAAGGUUGAUCCAAAAGAUUGACAACAUGCAAAAGGCAAUGGACAGAAACGCAUUUAUCAUGGUCCUGAUAGACGGAGACAACAUGUAUUUCUUGACUGAGCUGGUGAAGAAAGGUGCCGUCGGUGGCGAUGAAGCCGCAAAGCUUCUUAGACAAGCUGUCUUCGAGUAUCUGCGCCACGACAACAACUUCAAGCAUGAUUAUAAGAUCGUCAUUCGGGUCUACGCCAAUCUGAAAGGCUUAAGCAAGUUUUAUUCGGACAUGAAUAUUCUGCCCAGCGCCACUUCAUUCAAUCAAUUUGUCCUCGGAUUCAACAAGGCGCAUCCGCUGUGUGACUUUAUGGAUGCAGGAAAUCAUGAAGAAGCUGCGGAUACCAAAUUGAAGGAGCAUAUCAAUCUCUACAUCCACAAUGUCCAUUGCAAAACAUUGCUCUUCGGCGGGUCGAGCGACAACACCUAUGCAUCCUUCUUGAGCUCAUUUUUGAUCGACAUGGACAUUGCGUCCCGCAUCAGGCUGAUCAAAGGCCGACCUUUCUCUGCUGAGUUUUCAAGUAUUCAGGACAAACUGCAAUGGACCGAAUUUGCCGCCGUGUUCAGGAACGCUACUCCUUCCAAAGAACGCACUCCGGAUGGCAUUCGACGCGACACCCAAGUAUGGGUCCAACAACCACAAACACAAAGGUCGUGGCAGAGGACUUCAUCUGGUGACCGGUCUAUGGCGUCACGACCGAAGAUGAUUGCGGAUGUCUACGGUAACAACGUAGGUAGUAAUGCAAUUGCCACGACACUGCUCGAGAACCUCUACCGUGCUGAGCGUGGCGUUGACGAGGCAGAUACACACUCAUGGAAUUCAUCAGCCUCACUCAAGUCGCCCUCUAGCCCAACAGCGCUUCCGAGAAGAAGGGCGGAUUAUAGCGCAGAUGAUAUAGUGACCGCACUAAUCAAAUGCGUGAACGACAUGCUUCAAAAGACACCCAAAUCUCUUGACUUUGGUGAUGUCAGGAGAAGAGUGGAAUCAAUAUUCGGGCUGCCGUCCAACUUCUGGGCAGGUGAUGGCUGGACUCGCAGAAGUAAGAAUAUCAUCAAGCGGGCUGUCGAAAGCUGGGUAGAGCGAACCGGCAACCCGCGGCCGGGGUAUGCUACUUGGGAGUUUGCAUCUAAGCCUCCUGGGCAACCCUCGCCGCCAACGAACCAGAAGACACCCUCGUCGAAAGGUAGGCCAUCACCAGGGUAA